This is a messenger RNA of Amoebophrya sp. A25, 797 nucleotides long. NCBI's taxonomy places the organism in Eukaryota, Dinophyceae, Syndiniales, Amoebophryaceae. The record is from the annotation of a GenBank genome assembly.
AUGGUGUCGCCCAUUCUAAUUCACCCAUGUCCCAAGCCUGCCAGUAAAAACCCACUUCUUCUUCUCAAGUGUUUCGUCCAUACGGGUUUCGUACGAUGCUGCUGUUGGCAGUCUAAUUGUAAUCGUAACCGUUACACUGUCCUCUACUAUUCUCGUUGUUCUCAUGAUCUUCCUAUUUCUAGCGCGGAGUUCUUUGGCUGUUUCUCUUCGACGAAGACGAUGGAUCAUAGGUUAAAAUGUGAAACAUUCAGUGUUUUUUUAUGUUUUGUUACAUUGGUGACUGAGCGAACCCCAACCCCUUCAGUUUUUUCUACCUUCUUAACCUGUACUACUACUUGCAGAUGUGCGGUGCUGCUGAGGGUAAGCGGAUUUGAUAGGUGUAAAUUUAGCGUUCAGUUCUUCGCCUCAAAGCAUAUUAAACAUUCAGCCAACGCUACAAUAGCUUGCCUUCUAUAAUUCAUGAAGAACAGCAUUAUAGUUAUUGGUCUUGUGCUCGCUUUCGCGUGGAAUCAGGGCGUGAAACCUAUGGAGGUUCGUCAUUUCAGUACUAGCAGCGUCGACUUGAAAGAAACUACUUGAGAUUCCAUUAGCAUUAAUACCCUUUGACCUAUAACGACAGUUGUUCAUGGACAACAUAAUACAUAGACAAUUCUGCGAUCGACACAAAGACAAACAUCACAACCUAAGAACAACUUACAACGACUUCUGCGAGGAUCAUAUUUAUAAAGGAAUACAUUUACAUCAAGCAGAAUCGACAAGGCUCCUGCCAAGAAGAAGAGUGGAAGAAAUGGGAGUAG